ACAUUAAUUUGACAAUUGACAAAACAACUCUACUAUUCAAUGCUUAAAUUUUAACUUUCUAAUAUAUUUAAACUUUUCGCUUAAUAAAUUUACAAAAGUGUACAGAAUGUGGCAAGCUCAGCAAAUAGCAGCAAUCCAAAUGGCGAAUCAAUUGCUUUAUGCAAUGUCAGCACCGCCAAGCUACUCGCUAAAUCAACGGCCGCCGCACUUAGGUUCGCCAGCUUAUGAUGAUACGGCCGCAGACACAGACGAUGAAGAUGAUGAAAAGUUACGUACGCUCUUUGUUGGCAAUUUAGAUGAUCGAGUUUCAGAAGAUUUACUCUAUGAAGUUUUUCUACAAGCUGGUCCUCUAGAGUCUGUACGUCUGCCCAAGGACAAUGGCGGUCGUACACGCGGCUUUGGUUUUGUUGUGUACUCACAUCGCUGCACGCCAAUUUAUGCUGUGCAAUUAUUUGCUGGCUUAAUGCUUUUCCGCAAAAUGUUAACAAUUAAACCGCAAGGUGAUACAAAUGCGUCAAAUAAGCGUCGUUCGUUUCCCAAUGAUUGUGAGCGCUACACGCAUCGGCCGGGUGAUAAUAGUAUGCUACGCAGCACAAGUUAUCCAAGUUUCUAUGAUCCAGCUAUGAAUGAUCUUCCAACCUCGCCUCAAUCAUCUAAUCCGUUUCGUAUAAAUUCGCCCGAUUCGCCCAGUACACAUAGUAGUAGUCGGGAAAGAGGAAAUAGAGACCGAGAGCGUGAUAGAGAUGUUGACCGAGACUGGGUCACCAAUCAUUCAAAUAAACAUUCUCGCUCGCAUCCUUACAGACGUGAUGAUCGCCGUGAACGCGACGAAAGCAAUCGUAAACGUAGGUAACAGUUGGAACAGGAUUUGAAGGCGUUUUACAUCAAUAUACUUUAUGCAAAAUAAAGGCAUUGAAUGAAGAGUAUUGCUCGUACUUUUCAACAUCAAAAUUUGCAAUAGGAAAACAGUAAAAUUCUUCAAGUAAAUUUUAAUAGUGACCCGGCUAAAUAUUAGCGUAAACGUAAUUUUGUAGUUUAAGGUAGUCAAUAAGUAAAUUGUAAGUCUGUAUAAAAAAUGCAAUCUGUAAAUAUAUAAAAAUCUAUUCUUUGGUUUCCUAUGACCAACAGAUUGUUUAAAAAAACUAAAAGGGCACUAAUAAUGAAAAUGUAAUUAGAUGCCUAUACAAAAUGAGUACAAAAUUGUAUAAAUUAACUGACUUAGGCUUAGCCCUUCAAUUCUUUAAUAAAUAUUAGAUUAUGAUAUAUUGUCUCGAACCUCUCAAAUAUUGUAUUGAAACAACGGAUUAUUUUAUUUUAAAUAAUAUUGUGUAUAACAUUCUAAAAUUGCUUUAUUCGUUUAAGAAUGAAUUUAUAAUUUACAUUCGUUGCUUGAUAUUAAAUGUAUUUUAAUAAAUAAUGACGCGCAUAGUGUCUACUUACAUACUCGAUUUAUAUACA
This is a messenger RNA of Bactrocera dorsalis (oriental fruit fly), 1458 nucleotides long. RefSeq names its product RNA-binding protein 7. The record is from RefSeq and is a predicted model, not a curated record. The coding region runs from base 107 to 853 and encodes 248 amino acids. Gene Ontology annotation, biological process: regulation of alternative mRNA splicing, via spliceosome. Gene Ontology annotation, molecular function: single-stranded RNA binding. The transcript has a single exon. Gene Ontology annotation, cellular component: nucleus. NCBI's taxonomy places the organism in Eukaryota, Metazoa, Arthropoda, Insecta, Diptera, Tephritidae.